AAAGUCAAAGUCAACUAUGUAAUGUUUAUGUCGUUUCCUAAGAUUUUCGAUCGAAUUUAAUUACGUAAGGAAUUAGUUUAUUUUGCUAGAACAUUAUGUCCUUCUUCUUAAAACGCACUAUUGGUGCGGGAAACGGCGUCGGACGAGCUAUUUUAAACAGUACCAAAAUACCUGGUGUCCAGCGCGUAGCGACAAAAUCUACCGAAAAAACCCCAGUACAAGAGACACGACCAACUGUAGCCAAAUUAGAUCCACUGCAAAAGGCGCAGCUCGUCGACUUCGGCAAAUAUGUAGCUGACUGUCUACCCAAGUAUGUGCAGAAAGUACAGCUGACUGCCGGCAACGAACUAGAGGUGCUCAUCCCUCCGGACGCAGUCAUCCCGGUUUUAUCCUUUUUGAAGGACCACCACAGCGCUCAGUUUGCAAACCUUGUCGAUAUCGCUGGCAUGGACGUACCCUCGCGCUCAAACAGAUUCGAAAUCAUAUAUAACAUACUUUCUCUACGUUACAAUGCCCGAAUAAGAGUCAAAACUUACACUGACGAGUUGACUCCUGUAGACUCAGCCUGCGAUGUAUUCAAGGCCGCAAAUUGGUACGAACGAGAGAUCUGGGACAUGUAUGGAGUAUUUUUUGCUAACCAUCCUGAUUUAAGAAGGAUUUUAACAGAUUACGGUUUUGAGGGGCACCCUUUCAGGAAGGACUUCCCUCUAAGUGGAUAUGUAGAAGUUCGUUAUGACGAUGAGCAGAAGCGUGUGGUGGUCGAACCCCUUGAGUUGGCACAAGAGUUCAGACGCUUUGAACUGAGUGCACCAUGGGAGCAGUUCCCUAACUUUAGAGCCAACCCUGUAACAGAGGAAGUAGUGAACCCGUCUGAGGAUCAACCAAAAAAAUAACAAUCCAUAACUGAUUGUGCAAUUUAUCUGAAAUGUAAAUUUUAGUAACAUCUUUCUCGACUUAUAUUAGUUCUGGAAAAUAUUUCAGAAAAUUAAUCUUACAAUAAAGAGUAAAAAUAUAAAGAGAUAAUGCCUAUUAUUUUUUCAACC
Bombyx mandarina (wild silkworm) is the source of this 1043-nucleotide messenger RNA. It is a transcript of the gene ND-30, whose product is annotated as NADH:ubiquinone oxidoreductase core subunit S3. The record is from RefSeq and is a predicted model, not a curated record. NCBI's taxonomy places the organism in Eukaryota, Metazoa, Arthropoda, Insecta, Lepidoptera, Bombycidae. Gene Ontology annotation, cellular component: respiratory chain complex I. Gene Ontology annotation, molecular function: NADH dehydrogenase (ubiquinone) activity.